Messenger RNA from Microtus oregoni (creeping vole), 4038 nucleotides. RefSeq names its product coiled-coil domain containing 92B (gene Ccdc92b). The record is from RefSeq and is a predicted model, not a curated record. NCBI's taxonomy places the organism in Eukaryota, Metazoa, Chordata, Mammalia, Rodentia, Cricetidae. The coding region runs from base 413 to 1204 and encodes 263 amino acids. The transcript has 5 exons.
CGGAGCGGAUCCCGGCCUGCGGGCAUGGGCGCUGUCCGCGGUGCUGAUCGGUCGCCGCGUCCCCGCUCGCCUAGUCGCCUGCGGUACCCCAGUUCCCUUCUCAGCUCACAGCCAGGGCCAGUUCUGAGGAUUCGGCUGCCCGCAGGCUCCUUCGCCAGUUCCGGUCACGUUGCUGGGUGUUUACGCCCGGAGCCUGCCCAGGGCCCCCCGCCUCUACGCCCGGAGCCCCCCGGAGCCCCGGCCCCGCGCCCGACAGCCUCGCAGCAGCUGAUGGCGCCGCAACCUGGCCGCGCGCUGCAGAUCCCUGAGCGCAGCUAGCGCGGGGGAAGAGCUCUUCCCGAGACCCAGCGAGGCCCGGGCCCGGCCCGCCGGCUCCCUCGGGUCCGCAGGUGAGGCCCAGGCCUGGGCUGCCAUGGAUACCGUGUCCCUGGAGCAUCAGAUCCAGAGCGUGCAACGCCACAUCAGCUUCCUGAAAAAGGAGCAGAUGGCCCUGCUUCGAGACCUGCACCUGGAGAUCCUGAGGCUGCAAAAGCGCUGCUCAGAACUGACCCAUGACCUGGAGAUCCGAGAAGUCCAGUCUCACCAGCAAGAAGAGGCGUCCCGGGAGCUGGAGAACAAGUGCCGCGCGCUAGAGUCACAGCUGGAGGCGCGAGCUGCGGCCAACGCCGAGCUGCGGCGGGAGGUGGCGCAGCGGGAGGCGCUGGUGUCUGCGCUGCGCUGCAGCCUGCGCUCGGAGGAGCGCCGCUUUCUGGAGGAGCUGCGGCGCCGCAGCCACCGCGCCACCGUGCUGGGCACCGAGCUGCAGAAGCACACCGAAGCGGCCGCCUACCUCUCCUGCCAGCUGCACGCCGCGCGCCAGAGACUGCAGGCCCCGCGCCCCGGCGCCGCUGCCGCCGAAACCCGGCCCCGCCGACGCGCACAACGGGCCCGCCGCCCUCCCGAGGCGGCCGCCAAGGGGCCGGGCCGGGACUGGGCGACCUGGGACGACACCGAUCCCAUGCCGGACCCCGCUCUCUUUCUAUACCCGCGGAGGCCGCCACGACCCAGCCCCCGCGGCCCGCGCCCUCUCCCACGCCAGGAGCUGCGGGACCAAGACGCCCCGCACCCCGUGUCACACCGGGAGUCCCCGAACCAAGGCGGCCCGCACCGGGGGCCCGUUGAGAGCCCAGAUGCCACGCCCAGCGCCCUAGGGGAUCCUGAGUAGGCGCUGGGCGCGCAGUGGCGACUGCCAGAGCAGGCCCGGCUGGGCGGGAUCAGGGAUGGGGCGGAGUCAAACCGGCAGAACCGCCCCAGCUCCGCCACCCACUAGAGCUGCCCCCCGCUUGUGUGUUUCCCCGAGAUGAGCUGCCCCCUCCGGAGAGGGAGCUCCUUUGUAGAGGGAGCGCCAAAGGAUCGCACCUUUUUUUGUGGCGGAUUGGUGGUAUUAACCCUAAUCUGGGUCCCACCCAGGCCCUGGGAGGGGGAGGGGCGGGGUCUUGUCGGUCCCUGGAAAAUUGACAAUCCCUUGCAGGGCGGGAGAAGUCUGUGCCUACAGGAAGGAACACGGUGGCACUUGGCACCGCUAGGCCUGCAAGCUCCCCUUUCCUGCUUUUUCACCCCCAGCCCUGCCCAGCCUUUUGCUCGGGAGAGGCAAGUUUAGGAGCUAGCUCGUGUACUCGGAAGUAGCUACUCCCCACCCCACCCCACUGAUAAGUCCUUGAAGGUGAGCACGGAACACUUUAGGAUCUAUUUUAGAAGUCACGUCCUCUCAGAGCUGCGGGGUUCCUGGUGGCAGUUGACUUCCAGAAAACAGUAAGCAUAAACCCUUGAAGCGGGUCGUGGAAGAGGAACUGAAUGGUUCUUCCCAGGUCUGCCAUGCAGGGGGGCAGGAGAUAACAAGCUGGGGCUCAAACUUUGGUGAAGGCAGAGGGUCUUUUGCCCUUCUGUUCCUGAGGCCCCCUCAGAGAUUUCCCAGUCCUGUUAUAGGUGCUAAUCCUAUAAUCUUGUCCGUUUUCCCAAGCACCUGGCUGCAUCCAGAAACAGGAAGAAGGGCCUGGCUUCUUGGAAGUGGCAGCUAUCCAUAUAAAUUUGAUUUUGCUGGGGAGGAAAGUGGAGACUGGCUAGUCCUCGGCGGUGCCCACCCCUGAAAAGGUGGGGUGGUCCUGUGCUCUCCCUCUUAGUGGGGAGUUGCAAGGAGACCAGAAUGCUGGCACCUUCCCCUUCUUCCCAGUUCCCAUCACUACCAAAGGCAGGAGGAAGCUUCAAUCCAGCUCACCAUAGGCUCUGUACCAGAGCCCCCACUCCACCACUCUUGUCUGACCUGCAUUGAGUCCUAAGUGCCUGUGAGGUCUUCCCUGGGGCUGCUGAGCAAGGAUGCCUCUCCCACUCAGUCACUGGGCCCUAGCAUGUCCUGGCCCUGGCUAAGGCACCACAUUGUAUGUGUCACCCAAGGUCUUAAGGUGAGCAGAGUCAGUCUCUGUAGUUGACAAACUAGUGAUGGCCACCAAGAAGAAAAUGAACUCUUGGCUUAUGCCCUCUUCUUGAAGAGGAAGCAGGAAUUUUACAGGAAGCAGAAGGCAGUGAGCACAUUCCAACCUGAUUCUGUACACAGACCCCUCCCAGCUCUCCCUUCCUUGAAAGACAGCUGAGGCCACUGAGUGAUAACGAAGACUGAGCUGUCUAGCUCCUGGGAGCUGGAUCACAGAAGUAGAAUCCUGGAGUUCCCACUAGGUCCUGACCGCUACCCUUCACUCCAGUGGCAAUACCUGUACCUGUACCACUUGUUAAUCCUUUCAAUUUUGUGUGACUCACUGCCCUAUCCUGCCACCCUCCCCACUUGGAACCUGCCUGUAUGAGGUUCUCACAAUGCUCCCUUGGAGGUGUCCAAAGGACAGUGGGAGGGGCCUACACAGACCUACAUUUCCUACGACCAUACUUUUGGGGUGAACAGUGUGACUUUAUUGAUUUUUCUAGAGAGAUCCCUUUCUUGUCCAUCCAUCCACCCAUCCACUAAAAGCCAUAGCACCCCGAUUAGCUCCCCUUUAAACUAUAGCAAUAGCCCUCUUCGCUUUCCCUUCUGGGCACCCAGGAUAUUCAAUUGGCUCCAUCACACCCUGUCCCCAGGGAUCCAACAGUUUCCUGCCUGUCUUUCCUCAAGUGACCCUGCCAACACCUUCCAAAUCCUGUUCCUCUUCCAAAAGCCAGGUGCUUGAAGAUUUCCCAGAUGAAAAAUCUGACUCCCAUUUGAGGUCUUGGGGUGGGGGAAGGAAGUAAUGCAACUCUUCCUGCAGUGAGGGUGUGAGAUGGAGGCCUAGGCAGAUGCGCGAUUCCAGUGUUUACCGGAUAUCCUUAGCCCUCCCUCUUCUGGAAAUGAUGAAAGGCCCCUUCAGUGAUCUACAGGCAAGGGCACCCUCUGCCUUCCCAGUUUGGGACAGGCUUUGCCCUUAACUUGCACCCAUUCCCUUCCUGGACUUGGCCAUAGCAAUCUACCUGGUCAAGGGAAAAUACCAGGAAUGACCCGUUUCAUUUGUUUGCUGUACAUAUCCACAAUGGGAGACCGAGAUGGUUCAUGCAGACACUCAUAGGGAAGAGGGCUCCUGCACAACGUAAGUAUAAACAGACCCAGAAGGAAGAACUAUGCUGGAGUCCUACGCUCAAGACGCCAUCCGGGAAUGAGUGAGCAAUGCAGUACAAGGCUCUGUACCCCUUGUCCCUGGGUCCUUGCCAGGGCAACCUGUUCUUUGGGGGACUAGUUCUGGGCCAAAAUGGGAUGCUCAUCCCUCUACAAGCAGCAGGAUAGAGUUUUCUGGAUGUGGAUGGAAAGAUGGUAUGGACCAUCUUCUCACUUAGGGGGCCAAGGGUCUCCUAAGCAUCCUUUCACAGUGAUGUGCCAGCCUUGAUGGGAGACAUGCAGGGCAGACGGAUCCUGCUCCAAAUUCUCUGUUGGCUGCGCUUUUUAAUCCAAUGCUUUUCAGAGUGUAUUCACUCACCUACAGAAAUAGAGCCCUGUGCUUUAGGGGUGACUAUCAUAUGCCUUAUUCUUAAUAAAAUGUUUGGAAA